Dovyalis caffra is the source of this 408-nucleotide messenger RNA. NCBI's taxonomy places the organism in Eukaryota, Viridiplantae, Streptophyta, Magnoliopsida, Malpighiales, Salicaceae. The record is from the annotation of a GenBank genome assembly.
AUGCUAUUGAAUCAAUUAGUAAAGAUAUAUAUACCUAAUAUUGUAAAUGAUGUUGUUGGUGUUAAUGAAGCUAACAAUGAUCAAUUUAGAGGUGUUGGUAUUGGUGGUGAAAUUGAUACAAGUGAAAUUGGUAAAAGAAAUGGUAAAAAAGGUAGUGGAAUUGAUGGUGGGAGAGGUGGUGGAAUUGAUGGUGUCAAAGCAAGUGGAACUAGUGAUACGGAUGAUGUUAGAGGUAGUGACAAAGGUAAUGUAAAAGGUGUUGAUAGAGCUAAUGAGAGAGGUGGUGGAAGAAAAAGUGGCAAAACUAGUGGAAAUGAUGGUGGCAAACUAGAAGGGGUGAAAUUUUUAAAGAGAGAGGCUUAUGUUAUAGAGGAGGAUGAUGGCACUGAUAGUGAAGGUGCUGCUUAG